GCCAGCAGCAGGACAAUGGACUGUCUCCCCUACGGAUCCUAACAGGCACCGGGGCUGCUGCUCGUGACUAACCGGAAUACGCGGAGGUGAAUGUCAAACAGCUCCAGGAUGCUGCCGUCCUCGUCCUUGCUGACCUGCUGUUCACCGGUGGGCAUCUGAGUUACCAAACAUGAUGAAGACCGAACCCCCGACGGCCACGGGAGGCAACGGGACCUCCGCCGGCAGCGGCAGCUCAAACCUGCGGAGUCCCUCGCCCCACCGCAACGCCUACGAGGCGGGGCUGGCGGCGCUCAAGAAGGCCACGGACCACCUCAAUAAUGCCGCGAACGGAGGCGCCGGGCCCGUCUCCAAACCCGCUCCUCUGCCUCGCCCGACCGGGAGGGGACGGAAAUACGGGUCAAAUGUUCACCGCAUCAAGAACAUGUUCAUGCAGAUGCAGUCGCCUGGCGACGAGGAGGAGGGAGCCAAAAUGAUUGGUAUAGUAGAGCAGGUGGUGAAACUGUCCCUGCCGAGGGCAUCCAGCCUCAACGAGAAGGUCGACCACAGCGCCCUGCUCAAGCUCGGGUCCACGGUCUCAGAGAGGGUCAACCGCUUUGACACGAAACCGGGCGAAGAGAGCGGGGGCUUCUCCAACCUUCAGGAGACCAGGAGGAUCUUCGAACAGCGGACUCUACAGGAGAAGCAAGCCGCCACCAACCGGAUCUUACUGAAGAAAGAGCGGGCAACGGGUUUCCAGGACAGCCGCCUAGAUGUCGUGGCUCGCUUUAACGGCUCCACUGAGGCUUUGGACCGAUUGGACGACCCCCCAGCUCCCGCUCCUCUUCCGGCUCCGGCUCCUCUACCGGCUCCUGAUCUGGCUCCGGCUCUUCUACCGGCUCCUGAUCUGACUCCGGCUCUUCUUCCGGCUCCCGCUACUCUCACCGCUGCCGCAGCUUCGGUCGGGCCCGGUGACGCGGUCAGCCCCACCGUGAGCCAGCUCAGUGCCGUGUUCGAGACCACCGAACCGCCAACCAAUGUCCAACCCCCCCAACGUCGGGCAGGCCCUGCCCUGGCACCAAAGCCCAAACCUCCAGCUAGAACGGACGCGACCGGAAGGAAGGGGAAAGUGCUCCCUCCAGGUAAGAAGGACCAGGAGGAGAUGGCACAAAGCGGUGGAAGCACCCAGGACGAAGAAGAACCUCAAGAGACUCUAGAGAGGAGCAUAGAAGAAGCGAUGGCCACCAAGGAUAUGGAAGGGUCAGAAGACCAGCUCCCCAAUUCCUCCUACUCCUCAUCAUCGUCCUCCUCCUCUUCUUCGGGAGUCAAGCCAGAGUCGGAGGUCCGGCCGACAGCGACUGAAGCCAGGGGCUCAAGUACGGUGCCUGUCCCAGAGCAAGAGCUGCAGGCUGAUGAGCACGACGGCUCCACCGGGGGUUCUGAGGCCAGAGCCAGGCUGGUGCAGGCGGAGGUCCACGCCUCACUGGAAAAUGGUGAAAAAGAGCAUCCGGGUUCCUCUCCCUCCUCCUCGGAGGAGGAGAAAGGAGGGAACUCUGGGAGGAGGAGCGAGGAGGAGGAGGAGAACGAUGAGGACGGCUCGAGGAAGGAGGAUUACUCGGAGGGCGACCUGGUGGAUAUCAGCGCGUACAGCGGGCUCGGGGAGGAGGACUCUGGAGGCAGCCAGCUAGACGAUGAGGAGGAUGAGGAAGAGGAAGAGGAGGAGGAGUACCAGCUGGAGACCAGCUGCCACGAGAUCCCGGGUCUACCUGAGGAAGAGGAACCCGCACCACCAAAUAGGAAGAUUCAGUUCAGCACCGGGCUGAUCAGGGUGUUCACCACCUACUCCAACGAGGACUAUGAUCGGCGUAACGACGACGUCGACCCCAUGGCGGCGUCGGCCGAGUACGAGCUGGAGAAACGAGUGGAAAAGCUGGACCUGUUUCCUGUAGAGCUGGUGAAAGACAGCGAGGGUCUGGGUAUCAGCAUCAUCGGCAUGGGGGCGGGAGCCGACAUGGGUCUGGAGAAGCUGGGGAUCUUUGUGAAGACGGUCACCGACGGAGGAGCUGCCCAGAGAGACGGCAGGAUCCUGGUGAACGACCUCAUCGUGGAGGUCGACGGGACCAGCCUGGUCGGUGUCACUCAGAGCCUCGCUGCCUCCGUCCUCCGCAACACCACCGGCACCAUCAGUUUCGUGAUUGGUCGGGAGAAGCCGGGGGAGCAGAGCGAGGUGGCUCAGCUGAUCCAGCAGACUCUGGAGCAGGAGAAGUGGCAGCGGGACAUGAUGGAGCAGAGAUACAAGCAGUACAUGGACGACGACGAGGAGACGGGUGAAUAUGCGACCGACGAGGAGGAGGAGAUGAGCCCCGUGUUUCCCAACUCCAUCGAGGUUUUCGACCUGGCCGAGAAGCAGGACACGCUGUCUCCUGUGGAGCUGGACCCCGAGAAGCUGGCGCACAAGUUCAAGGAGGUGCGCCAGAUUUUUGACCCUAUAGGAUGCUGGAAUGAACGAUUUGAUUGGUUCCCUUCACUCGUGUGUGUGUGUGUGUGUCUGUUCUCCAAACCGAUCGUGCCUUUUGUGUUUGUUGUUGUUCUCCACCUGCAGCUCCAGAUCAAACACGCAGUAACGCAGGCGGAGAUCCAGCUGCUGAAGAGGAAGCUGGCCCAUACGGAGCAGGAUAAGUUGCGUUGGCGGAUGGAGCGUGCUCAGUUGGAGCAAAACAUCCGGGACAGUAAAGAGAGGAUGGAGAAGCUGGAGGGCUACUGGAUGGAGGCACAGUCGCUGUGUAAGGCGGUGGACGAACACCUGAAGGAAACUCAGGGUCAGUACCAAACCCUCGAGAGGAAAUACAGCAAAGCCAAGAGGCUGAUCAAAGAGUACCAGCAGAAGGAGAUCGAGUACCUGAAAAAGGAGACGGCUCAGCGUCGGGCGGAAGAAGAGAGCGAGGCAACACACAAAGAGGAGGCGGACAACUUGCAGGAAACGAUUGACGACCUGGAGACCAAAGUGGAUGCCCUGAAGACCCCCAACCCCUCCUAGACUGCUGCUACGCCCAACAACCUGUCUGACCGGAAGGGGAGGAGCUCCGCCUUCACUCAUUUUAUUCCAAUCAACCAUUUGCUGCACGGACAGGUAGUGGGGGGGGAGGGGCGGGCGGAGGGAGACUGGAUGGGAGGACGUCCGUGCUCUUGUCAGCCAAUCCCUGCGAUACCCAGAAUCCUCCUUGUGUGUCUUCCCGGCUCGGCAAUCAACGCGGAGAAAAAAACCACCACAUUCGACGACCCAGUGCGUCACGUACCGGACGAUCCGCUUCUCCUCUCUUCCAAUGACCUUCACCGGAUUCCAAUUCAUAUGAGAAAAAAGCGCUUUUAUUGAACAGGCUCGUCACAAAGUGCUUUUAUAGGGUGACACAGAACGCAGCGGGAACAAAGGACCGGGGACGUCUUUCGCUUGUUGUCGUGCGACUUUUAAAGCGAGGUGGUUGCUGAAAAGCGUUCCCUUUUUUCAAUGUUUAUUCCGGGGGGGGGGGGGGGACCGGACUGGAUUCUCACGGAGAGGACAAGACCACAGCAACCGGAAAACAACAAACACGUCGAAGAGAAAAGACAACACUCUGAAGUGGAGCCUCGGUUAGUAACACGCAGCAGCAGCAACGGCAACUUUGAAAGGAAAUAGCCACCACCUGCUGACAGUUAAGUAAUAGAAACUACAAAAGAAGAUGGCCGACACAUUUCCCAUUAGGGCCAAAAACAGCCCCCCCCCCCCCCCCUGGCCUCCUCUUUUCUAGCGGUGGGAGGAAUCAGGCGGCGGCCGGCUCUUCAGGGCUGAACUGUGGCGGCAACCCGUUUGUAUAUUAUCCCACGCGUGUAUUUAAAAGUGUUUUUGGGUCCCACGGCCGAGAGUCCGGCGGUGCGAUGAGCCCCAAACGACCAGGAAGUGGUUCCCCAAUUCAGUCGCUUUUCUAUCAACAUCGACGGCAAACAGGGUGCGAGGAGUCGACCGCGCGCUCCGAGAGCUUCUGAUGGAGUUUACUACGGUAUCUGUGGGUUUACAUGCACACCACCCGUCUGUUUAUUCAUCAGUCAUGGACUACAUCUUUUCAGUUGGUGCAGGGUUUUUUCAGAAAUCUUCAUGCAGGAUUUUUUUUUUCACAACAAAAAAACGUAUUAUGCUAUUUUGAAUACGCACAUCGGUGUUGUGAAGCUUUACAGCUUCGGGUUGCACUCGCGUCACGAGAAACUGAAUAUUCAGUUCACGGCGGAUAUGAACGACAGAUAUGAUCUCCUGAGGUGCACUUUAUCAGACGGGCAAACAUUUCCUGGAGGCGACGCCGCUCUGCAAACACUCUCAUUGGUCGAGGUGAACUCGAAGUGGGUGGAGCUCAAAGUUUCUGAGCGAUGCCAGACUUCUGAGAGUUAAAAAAGAAUUAGAAUCUGUUCACCAUGUAUCUGACAGUUUUAUAUAUAUAUAUAUAUGCAUACUUUUAUACAAAUACAUAAGUAAACAAACAAAGAUGCUUAAAUGUGCUUUUUAACAACUCUGUAUGAUGUUGAAUAAAGAUAAAUAGUUUGUGCUCAUUUAUGGGCAAAAUAUUUAAAAGUAACUGUUCCCAAAGGACCUCAAACUAUUGUUGGUAUUUCUGAACUAGCUCCUCUUACUUAUCAGUUCAAAUUAGCCAACACUGUUGGCUACUAAGGAAGUAAAGAAAUUAAUAAAUAAUUCAAAUUAUUUGUUUGAAGUAGAAGCUAUUGAUUACUGAAUUUGGAAUUUAAAGACUACUGAAUUUAUAGCAUUUUGUGUUUGACUUAGAAAUCCAUCUGUCUGACUGUGGUUCCAAAUCUCCUAGAGUGGUACAAUUAUGUACAAAGAAAGAAAGAAAGAGGUCUGAUCGAUUCCUUCAGGCGCCACUGAUUUAUCGUCUCGAAGUAACCGACUUUAUUUUGAUGCAGGUCAGACAGUUUUUUCUGUUUGUAUGUAAUAUUUCAGUGCGACACAGACUUUAACUUUGAGUAUUCAGUACAUUUCACAAUGAUCUUUUCAGCGUCUUAUGAAAUUAAUCAAUCUUAUGACCAUUCUUUGCUUCUGCAGCCGGUAUCGGUAUCAGUCAGGCUAUAACCGCUAGUUAUCUACGUUAGCUACUUAUCUACGUUAGCUCCUUAGUUAGCCUUUCUGAUUUUUUAAUCCUGUAACUCCAUAUCUGCUGAUGUAGCCUACUUAGUCGUUGCCAUUUCUAUUUGUAUUGAUAUUUCUCUCAGUAUUAGCCCUCUGAUCGGCUCGUAGAGCCUCGUUGUGAGGAUGGUGUUGCCUCGAGGAAAUGUUUGCUGAACUAGAUUUCAACGUGUCGUUCAGAAAAGCGUGUGCAUGCAAACACACUCCACAUCUCCUGUAUCCCGCCCAAAGGAGAGGGCCCCAGUGCCAGUAUUAUGAAUUUAUGCCUGACAUAGUCCAAAUAUGGGUCGAAUACAAAAGUGUUGCUGAGGUAUUAAAGGUCACAUCAUUCCUUCUGGAACCCAAAGACCACUGGAGGUUCUGGGUCAGCUGCAUACAGAUUUUUUUUGUAUUGAUUUCUUUUGUUUUUUAAAUUAUAAUGUCUCUUCUAAACAAAUUGAAUAAGUUGCAAAAAGUCAAAGACACACAGCAAUUUCUUUUUUGGGUCACAAAAUGUAUGUAGUUGUGGAAAUAGCAAAUGAAGACAUUUUGUCCAAACAGUCUCUGUUUAUCCAAUAUGAUUACAGAUUUAAUGAUUCUAAUUUGACUACUAUCCAGUAGCUGGUGAUGACUUUUUGGUAUUCCAAAUAUGAGGCUCAUAUUUUGCAUGUGGAUGACACAAUGUGAGACGGUGUGUUGAACGGACCAAUGGGGCAUUUUGCCGCUCGUUCACCACGGCAACUAUUCAGAGUUUGUGCAUGUCUUCAUCGAGAUAACACAGCUUGCUGGCAAGCUCCCAUUUGGUCGCAUCAAUUAAAAACACUGAAUACCA
Messenger RNA from Pseudoliparis swirei, 5954 nucleotides. RefSeq names its product neurabin-2-like. Gene Ontology annotation, molecular function: actin filament binding. The record is from RefSeq and is a predicted model, not a curated record. The transcript is spliced from 14 exons. The coding region runs from base 170 to 3013 and encodes 947 amino acids. Gene Ontology annotation, cellular component: postsynaptic density; actin cytoskeleton; cytoplasm. Lineage: Eukaryota; Metazoa; Chordata; Actinopteri; Perciformes; Liparidae. Gene Ontology annotation, biological process: actin filament organization; neuron projection development; calcium-mediated signaling.